Tachyglossus aculeatus (Australian echidna) is the source of this 7836-nucleotide messenger RNA. RefSeq names its product target of myb1 like 2 membrane trafficking protein (gene TOM1L2). The record is from RefSeq and is a predicted model, not a curated record. Bases 23 to 1612 code for a protein of 529 amino acids. Gene Ontology annotation, molecular function: ubiquitin binding; clathrin binding; phosphatidylinositol binding. Gene Ontology annotation, biological process: signal transduction. The transcript is spliced from 16 exons. Lineage: Eukaryota; Metazoa; Chordata; Mammalia; Monotremata; Tachyglossidae. Gene Ontology annotation, cellular component: endosome; membrane.
CGCGGGGUGCCGUCCUUCCAAGAUGGAGUUUCUGCUGGGCAACCCCUUCGCCACCCCGGUGGGCCAGUGCCUGGAAAAAGCUACCGAUGGCUCCCUGCAGAGUGAAGACUGGACACUUAAUAUGGAAAUCUGUGACAUUAUCAACGAGACAGAGGAAGGUCCUAAGGAUGCUAUUCGGGCCCUGAAGAAAAGGCUCAAUGGAAACAAAAACUACAGGGAAGUGAUGCUGGCAUUAACGGUGUUGGAGACCUGCGUGAAGAACUGUGGCCAUCGCUUUCACGUCCUUGUGGCAAAUCGAGAUUUCAUAGACGGCGUCCUCGUGAAAAUCAUCUCCCCCAAGACUAACCCUCCUACCAUUGUCCAGGAUAAAGUUCUAGCUUUGAUUCAGGCUUGGGCUGAUGCUUUUCGAAGUAGCCCCGACCUCACUGGCGUGGUGCAUAUUUAUGAGGAGCUGAAAAGAAAAGGGAUCGAGUUUCCCAUGGCAGACUUAGAUGCCCUCUCGCCAAUACACACACCACAGCGGAGUGUUCCCGAAGUGGACCCAGCGGCAAACAUGCACCGAUCCCAAUCUCAGCAGAGGAUGAGCACCGGGCCCUAUUCCGCCCCUUCUCCUACAUCCUACACAGCUCCUCAAGCCCCAUCUUUGAACGUGACCGGACCCAUCACCGCCAAUUCGGAACAGAUCGCCAGACUGCGGAGUGAAUUGGAUGUCGUCCGUGGAAACACCAAAGUCAUGUCCGAAAUGCUAACAGAAAUGGUUCCCGGACAAGAAGAUUCGUCCGACCUUGAGUUGCUGCAGGAACUGAACCGGACCUGUAGAGCAAUGCAGCAGCGAAUUGUGGAACUCAUCUCCCGGGUGUCCAACGAGGAAGUCACUGAAGAGCUGCUGCACGUGAACGACGACUUAAAUAACGUCUUCCUCAGAUACGAGAGGUUUGAACGGUACAGGUCAGGUCGUUCCACCCAAAACGCCAGUAAUGGAGUUUUGAAUGAGGUGACGGAAGAUAACUUAAUAGAUCUGGGUCCCGGGUCCCCAGCGGUAGUGAGUCCGAUGGUUGGAAAUGUGGUACCUCCAUCUUCUCUCUCCUCACAGCUUGCGGGACUUGACUUGGGGACAAACAGCGUCAGUGGAACUCUCAGCUCGCUCCAGCACUGUAACCCCCGGGAUGACUUUGACAUGUUUGCCCAGACGAGAGGAAGUUCCCUGGCUGAGCAACGUAAAACGGUAACCUACGAGGAUCCCCAGGCCGUUGGAGGACUGACAUCUGCCCUGGAUGUUCGAAAACAAAACCCUGGAGUGAGGAGAGGGAAAGGUGGGAAUUCUGUCAUGGAGCCUAUAGACAAGUGGCUAAUUACACAAGGAAUGAUCCCCGUUGCUCAGUCCUCUGUUAUGGAUGACAUUGAGGUGUGGCUCAGUACAGACUUGAAAGGUGAUGAACCAGAGGAAGGAGUCACAAGCGAAGAGUUUGACAAGUUUCUAGAAGAAAGGGCCAAAGCUGCUGAAAUGGUUCCUAAUUUACCCUCACCACCUGCGGAGGCACCGGCCCCCCCGACGAAUCCUCCUGGCAGGAAGAAGCCAGAGCGUUCUGAAGAUGCCCUUUUUGCCCUGUGAGGAGACCUCUUGAUCAUCAUCCUCGUGCUCUGCAGAAGUAUGUUGCCCUCUGGUCGUACCAUCUUCUCCCCAGCCAUGGCAGACAGCACCCAGUCUCCUCCCGCUUUCUCCUCAGAUGAAAUCUCUUCUGUCUUUGAGAGGAAGCACCACAUUGGAACCCCGUUCGGUGUCCCAUCAGACUCUUCAACCCUCGCUCUGAGCCUCCUUUUUCCAUCUGGGCUGUGUGAUAGUGGGCUGCUCUGCUGAAACCCACCCGUCUCUCCUUCCUCUUUCCCGUCACUUCCUGAAAAGUGAAGCUGCAUGAGUUCCAUUUACCCUGUUAAAACCCAGGCCUAGCCGAGAAAGCGGCCAGAGCGGAGGAUCCUGAAGCCGAGGUGGUCGAGGUCCUCCGUUGCAGGCCGGUCCUGGGCGAUUGGCUGGUGGUAGAAGCCAUCCCUGAAUGAAGCAGCGGGGAGGAGCUUUGUGUCUCCGGCUCCAGAUCUAAAUUCGUGUACCCUGCUGAAGGGAGGAAGCCAAGAACUCAGCCGUCCACCUCUUUCACCACUCUGUCCCCUGCUCUCCCGACACAGUGUUUCCAAAGAUGCAACCCUUUGAGUUUUUCUUGCUUCCCUUUUUUUUUCCCCCUCUUUCAGGAACACUGACUCGGGGAGACUUGAACGGGGUGAUCCGAUUGGAGUUCAUUUGGCUUCCCUCCUUCAGCUUCCCAUCAUGAUAGUUGAAGUUGGCGUGGUUAAGGCAUAACGGUGUUUGGAGGGCCUCAUUGUAAACAUCUGCCUCUCCAGGGUUUGUCGGUCUGUUACAGAGCGUGUGUCGCAGUGUUGACUGAGAGGUUGGGUUUCCUCAUUCAGAGGAUACUCCCCUUCUUGUUUUUCUUUGCAAUCAUCCUCUUGGAAAGACCCUUGCUGUCAGGCCAUGUACAUUAAAUGAUGUCCCGUUGCCCGGUGGAACUUGAAAUCCCACCUGGGAGUGCUUCCAGGGGGUGCCGAACUCAGACACGGGGGUUGGAGGGGAAAGCUAGCGGUUAAGUCCAUCUACGGUAACUAACCCAUUCACACGUCGACCACAGCACCCUCUUUCUUGUUGACAUCAGCUGGCAUUGACAACACUAACCAGGGCUUUAGAAACAGAAAGCUUUCCUGUCCUGGGCCCUUUCCUCUGCUUGCGGGGGCGGGGUGGUGUGGGGGGCACUGAGCAGGUUGCUUUGACACCUCUACCUCCUAAAAGUCACCUGAUCAUUAGGGAUGAUCAGUCACAUGGCUCUGCUAUCACGGCAAGUUCGAUGGGUGAAAUGACACUAAGGCACACCUGUGCUUCUCCGGACUCCAGGCUGGGGAGGGAUGGGCCGGGCCGGCUUCCUCAGUGAGAAUUGAGAUUCUAAACUUUUCCUGUUGGGGAAUGUCCUGGAACAUUUAUUUCCUCACUCUCUCUGCCCCCCCGACAGCCUGCAGCGAGCGAGCCAGGGUUGGUUGGGAGUCCGGAGAAGCCAGCUAACAAGGCUGAAUGGCCCUGCAGAGGGAGGCCAGGGAUCUGUCUGAAAAGACCCUGGGCACACAAACAACCCUUCUCACAAGACUUGUGUUCCUUUAGUGGGGCUGGAAAUGCCAGAGGAGCAGGGGAUUUUUUGACUAAGGAUCUGCCCCUAUUUUCCACUACCCACCUACCUCCUUUCCCCAGAAGCCCGAGACUGCGUGGCCCCGGCCAGAGCAGCUGGGCAGUGGGUGGCCUUGCCGCUGUACUGAAACUGGAAGGAAAAUGCCACCACAGCCAAAAGAGCUGCACUUUGGACUUCUCUUUUCAGGCACUGAUUGAAGUUGGCUAACACCAGCCUCCCCCUCUGCCAGUUUUGGGAGCACUGGCUUCAAGCAGCUGAUGCACCACGGUCUGACCCAAGGCUCGUUGGAACAAAGUGUGCUCCCACUGUGAAUUGGGCAGGAUUAUUUGCGGUUAGAACUUGGACCCGGGGGCGGCCCUGGGUCAGCUCUGCCUCCCGACGGUCCACGUUAUCCUGUGUGGUUUCAGCCAGCUCUGGCUUCCCCGGCCCUCAGCCUCCUUGGGCAAGUAGGCUUGGAGACCCAGCCCCUGUUAGCAAAAAACUGACCUCGUUGACAUGUAACCUCAGGGAGGAAACAAUAUAUCCUAGGCAAAGGCCAGGCUCUGGGUACCCGACUACGCAGCUUCAGGUUCCGGGCCAAUCCGAACGUGGUUCCUGUAGCCCAGACAGAAGCCAGGUUUGGCACCAGCUAAUUAUCACGGUGAAUUCACUCAGCAGCAGUGCGAGCCCCUCAAAAUCACCGGGCCCAGCUGAGCACCGACUGGCCCCAGCCUUUGGAGAAGAGCAUAGUGGGUGAUGGGGCAGGGUGGCCUUACAAAGUGUAGCGAGGCUAGGCAGAGGAGUACUGCCCAGCAAAGCCCCAUGGCCAAUCCUCCCCCAGGGAAGUUGAGAGGAAGGCAGCUAGUAUAUUGAAACCAGGCUGCUUGCAACUACAACUAGAAAUGUGUCAGAGGUCACUGGCCCAGACCCUUAAGAUUGGGCUGCUGGUUAUCCCUCCUGCGGACCUCUCCUUCUUGGCCUCUUCCCUCAUAACCUUCUGCUUCCCGUAGACCUCUUCCUUUCUCAAGUGGUGGUCUCCUUGCACUCUCCUGCACAUGUUGUUCAUCCUCCCUUUCCCUUUUCCCUCUUAUCUCAGCAUGUCUUUGCAAAGGUUUUAGUGUGCAGGCAUGGCUUCUCCCUGUUGCCUUUUAUUCCUGGAAGCCAUCAAUACAGAGCUGGUGCUAGAAGGGAGAUGUCGGAGACAGCUCACGACAAACCAAGGGAGCCAAGUGUCUUUCCUUGGCCUUCCGUGGCCAUCUUCCAUCAGGAGCAGGAACAGCCUUGGAGUUUCUGGAGUGGGCCAUCGUGAUCUCAUCAUCUUUCUGCCCCACCUCAAUUUAGUUAUUUCCACUGUCCCAUUAUGUUCUUUGCUUCCAGGGAUCUGGAUUUCCCAACCCGGAGUUGGGCUCCAGAGAAUCUACUUAAGAUCAUCUGCACUGUUUUGUGAAUCAUAGCAGGAGGAGGUGACUAUCUUGGGCCACACAGACAAUAGCAAGAGGGUUUCUAUCAUCUUCCUGGAAUAGGGCAUCUCCCUGAGAUGAGUCCCAAUCGAUCCCCCAUGCACCUCUCCUUGCCAUUUCUCCCUCUUCCUUGGAUCCAUUUCCCUUAUCCAUCAACCACCGUACUCGAGGAACAGGUCUGUGUGUGGAUAUCGGGGGUCCCCAGGCAGCUCAUCUGACCCUGUUUAUCCCAGUCCUGAGAAAACAACGUGGCCGAAAGUAGAGUGUUGUAUUCAGAAAAUUUGAUCGCUGACUCUUGAGGGGGGAUUCUUCUCCAAAGCAGGGAAAUGGAGGUACAGUGCCACUUACCUCUGCAUUGUUCUAGCUAGCAGUUUAGGAGCAAUGUACCAUGGCUGGGCAUUCACUUUUCCCAGUCACCCAUGUGAACCCCUCCCCGGAACAGGGAGGCCUGUAGUCUUCCCUUCUCGGUGGAAAGAAAGAGCAGAAGCAAAGUCCCCACCGCUAAGUCUGGCUUUCCACUUCACCCACUCAGAGGCGGCUGUGUGGGCAGUGGCUUCAUGCCUGUCAUCCUAAUUUGUUCUUUUAGAAUCAGCUUUCUGGUUCUGAGCGCCAGUCCCCCCCUCCGCUGUUAUCAGCAAGGUGGAGAUAGCGCGGUUUUGAAUAGCUGCAGCGAUUGGCAGAUUUUUGCUCCCUGCCCCUCCCGAGCCGUCCAUGAAAUAGGGUGAGGGCACUUACCCUGGGGAAAAGAGGAGGCCCUGCGCCCAGAGGGAAUGGGUCCAGUGUACAAGAUCCCCCUCCGUCACUACAUCCUGGGAGCCCCCACUAUAUCUCUGUCUCUAGAGGCACAUUGCAGUCGAGAAAGCGCCACCUUAGCCCUCGCUCACCCCUGUUCUUUCUGACCGCUAGCCAUUUGGAUGGAGUUGUGUAAUAUCCUGUAUCAGGAUGUCUCUCAAUCCCUUCUCGUGGCUCUGGUCCUCACUGUGUUAGCCGGGACGCCCCGAGGCCCUCCAAAUUCCCCGUCCUGUGCCGUCACGCUGGGUGCUGGGGGAAGGUGGACACCCGCAACUCAGCGAUGGAUGGGCUUUUGGCUUCCUCCCUUCCCCCCACUGUCAUGUUUUCUCAUGUGGGUCAGCAGAGCGAGAGAAUCAUCCCUGUGUCACACUCCAUAGAGUCAGGCUGCAAAGGAGAAAAUACGAUCACUUUAGGAAGAAUCACUGUGUUAGGAAUCGAGGAUACAGUAUGUACUUAAUUACACUAAAUUAUUGUUGGGGAUCCUUGUAAGCUCUAAUUAUACUUGAUUAUAGGUUAAAAUAUUUAUUUUGUCACAAUAUUUUCUUCCGGGAUGUAUUUAACUUGGGUAUUCUCAUUGUGUGCUGAGGCGUGAACAAUUUACUCAUUUCCAUUUUCCUACCUUUUCCUUUUGGGGGGAGUUGGGAAGGAAGGAUGUAGCUCAAAACAGUCUUGCAAAAGUUAGAAGCUAACCUUCAGCCAGCACCCAGGAGAGCAAUGCCCUAUUUGGGAGCGGCGGGGGGCAGGGAGGGGGAGCCUUACGACAUUGAAUGUCUGAUCUGAGAGAUAUGGCAUUGGUCAGCCGAGGCCGGGCCUCUUGGAAGUCUGUCUUCUUCCGUCAGUCUUCUCUGUUCUUCUGAUCUCGAGUCCCCGUCAAACCACUUUGAUCCGUGCAGCGGUGCUUCUCCUCCACCAGGCAUGGCACAAAGUUGAUUUUUUUUCUUCCAGCCCCAGAGAGGAGCCGUAGAGGGCAAGUGGCUGAGGAGAGAGCAUCUCCCCCCUGUUUGGAUGUGCCCCUGGGCCAUCUCCUCUCUCUAACAUCUAGUGGUACUAUUGGUUGCAAUACUCCCAGCCCAGUCCUGAGGUUCUUGCUGAAGAAACACUACACCAGGCAGGUAGGGGGCUUUACUUGCCAACAUCGCAGUUACUAGUUCACUUUGUGGCCCCCUCUCCCCUCCUCCCCCAUUUUACAAGCAGACAGUCUGCCCGAACCCAGGCAGGGCUGUAGAGGCGGGGCUCUAGCCUUGUCCUAACAGUCUAGUUCCUUAUUUCCCUCCCACUCUUGGGAGGGGGGGUGGCAGACCCUGCCCCUCCCCAUCCUCCCCACCCCCGGACCUUUCUUUAUAUUUAACCUCCAAAGCCUCAGCUUCAGAUUGACAACAAGCACCCUUCCUAAAACAUGUGGGCCGUUUUUCCUGGAGGAAUGGGACAGCCAACAGGUGCUUCUCCCCUCCCCACCCAGCCGCCCUGCCUGGCCUCUCCUCACACACAGGUUGCCCUCUGAGGGCCAGGGCAGGCCCGUGGGACUUCCUGGGAAGAAUCCAGAGAAAACAAACAGUUGAAUUGUACCUCUCUGGGUUCUUCUCCUCCGAGCCCCCAUCCCUGGAAGGCUUGGGCCUAGGCUGGCUCUUUGCCUUUGUACAGUCAACUCCCUAGGCGGUUUUUGACCUUGGCAGGGAGGGGCAGUCCUGGUCACAGUGUUCCCUUCAGAAGGCUGCUUCCCCUCAUCCUCGAAGGGUUGUUGAAAGAGAUUAGAGAUUUUUUCUCUCUUCCCUGUGUACACUACACACGUGGCAAUAGCAGACACUUCGCCUAGUACUUAAAAGGAAAACGCAUUAUUCCGUCGACCUGAGAUUUUCUUUCUGACCCCACUUGAUUCAUUGGCCCAAACCCACCCUCGUCCACCUUUCGUCCCCUCUGACCCUUCACCUUCAUCCGUUGGCAGGGAAUGGGCCGUUCUGGAAAUUCUGGGGGCGUACCUCUCCUCCUCUCCCGUCGUGUCAUUAACCACACUACUUCUCGUGCAACUCCGUGUACUAGUAGCUUCUCUCUGUAUAUUAAAGCUGUGGCUUUCCAGCUGAAAAAGGGGACCGCUAUUUAUUUACCGAAGAUGAUAUUUUUUUGAUUUCGGGGUUUGGAGGAGGAGGGAUGGGAUGUAUCUGUUCAAGUGGGUCAGGUUCACUGUCAAACCGCCCGAGACUGGCUUUCAUGUUGGUGUUUUGUGUUCCCAUGGGCAAAGCCAGGGUGGGUUGGUGUGCAAGUACUUGGGUCAGGGUGAAACUGGUAUAUUCUCACCACUUACUCUUGUUCCACAUACCAUCUCUCUAGUUUUGGUUCUUGCAUGUGAAAUACUCCAAUAAAAAACACUAGUAGUGUGAACUGUA